Messenger RNA from Linepithema humile (Argentine ant), 7531 nucleotides. RefSeq names its product Potassium voltage-gated channel protein Shaker (gene shaker). Gene Ontology annotation, molecular function: protein binding; delayed rectifier potassium channel activity. The record is from RefSeq and is a predicted model, not a curated record. Gene Ontology annotation, biological process: potassium ion transmembrane transport; protein homooligomerization. Gene Ontology annotation, cellular component: membrane; voltage-gated potassium channel complex. NCBI's taxonomy places the organism in Eukaryota, Metazoa, Arthropoda, Insecta, Hymenoptera, Formicidae.
GAAACGUGCUCGCACUUGGUGGACCAGUCUACUCCGCGCUGACUCCGGUAGUGUGACCUGUGACAGUGAUCGUCCAUACACCCCCCUUUCCCUCCCUCUCUUCUCGCGCUGGUCGGUUCGGACUCCUGCUCUCCCACCCACUUUAACUCUCUCCUCCCGCGUGCCCUUUCAGGCGGCACGCACCCUCCGCACUCCGGCGAUCGACAAGGUUACGCAAGGCAGUCGCUAGCAACGUGGUCGUCGAGGUGGACCCGGCCGUGACUGAACAAAAUACCGUGUAGUUGCCGCUAUUAAUUGUGUCGAGUGGUUCAAUCUCGCUCCGGACUCCGCUCCCCUUAACACACGCCGUCCUCUCCUCGCUUUCCGUCCCGUUUCGAGAUCGCGGUCUACGCGAAUCGGAGAUCCAUGAAUUCGUCACUGCGAUCCAGAUAGAGUGAUGAACGUGAUCUAGAUAGGCUCAUAGAACAUGAUCCGAAUGGACUGAUGGACCCGCCUGGUGGCGGGCACGAUGAGCGAACUUCCGUUGUUAUGUCGUUUGCCGCGUUUCGCCAAGUACGAUGAUGCAUAGUGCCAAGUUCAUCAUGUGAGACGGCGCGGUUGAAGAUAAUUGUGGGUAAAUUAAUUCUUGAUGUUGAAGAGAUCUUCUUAGCAUGAGUCUAUUCAAGCAUGCACUUACUGGCCUUUGAUACUCGCGAUUAAAUAUGCGCUCUACAUUGAAUGAUCUAGAUGUCACGUUUCGUGAACGCUUUUUGAUCUUGCCAGUCAAAGACUUUCCUUCACGUUCAAAGAUCGCCUUCGGAUGAAACAGUAAUCAGACUUGUAAUUAAAAAGAAAUGCGGUGAAAGAUCUUACGAUUUCAUUCAUAUCGUACUCUGAAGUUUUUUAAUCGUUUUCCGUCCUCCUCCAAUUUUGAUCUUUGACCAAGAGACUUUGUAGUUGAAGACUUAAAGAUUUUUUAAAGAAGUGGAAACUAGGUUGGUAACCGAUGGAAUGCCGUAGACCCGUCUGCUACCCAGGAAAUUACAAAAAAAACUUGCAUCUUUAUUUGUCCGAUGCUCUAUUUCUCAUAUUUGUAUUUGACGUUUCCUCUUUCUUGGUCGUUUUUCCCGUCCUUGAAUGCGUCUCGACACAGAACUCCACCGGAUACGCUCGGUGAAAGUAAUGGAAAAACGUGGUCGAAGGUGGACCCGUCUGGCGGCAAGAUCGAAUGGCCUUGUGGCGAUCAUUGAUUGAGCAAUCGUGUGAGUGAAUCUUCCGGAUCUCUCUUCGUCUUCCUAAAAAAUACUUUGUCGCGACGGAUGAAGAAGCAUACGAAUCAGCUCGUAACAAAAAUAUUUUCUUUAUGUGUACAUAAAAUUGGAGAGACUUAUUUUCGCAUACGUUAAUUAAAAUACGUUUAGAAAGAUUAAGACGGGAUCAAAGCAGCCUUGAAGAGACUCACGCUUCGCGGUGGACUCGUCUGAAUUCGUCCCGGAACAGAUUUUCCAAGCGACAUUACGCGUUACGUCACGGUCGCGUGACAUCAUCGAAGCGGAGCGUUUUCUCUCCCUUCCUCUCUCUCUUCCGAUCCAUUUGUCCCACCCGGACUUUCCAUCUACGAACGCCGGAAGAAAGGCAAGAAUUUUGUCAUCGGAUCAAACUGUUAAAUAACACACACUCGCACAAAGUGAUCGUUACGAGACCAUUUGGAAUUACGGUGGUUGAUCUGUGCUCUGUUUCGCGCUCGAUUACCCCGUCUCGUCGAUCUGUGGGCGGAUUUCGAAAGUGGAGGUUUUGUCGCGCACGUUUCCGGGCGCAAUGGAAUACUCGGACGGCAGCGUCGUCGUCGCCGCCGCCGCCGCCGUCGCCGCCGCCGACCCGGCCGUCGUCGCUGAGAGACAUGUGACAGUGCGUGGUGACAGUGAACGGUACCGCUAAUAAGUGGACGCGCGGUUAAGGUCCUGCGACGCGUGUGUGGGUGGCACACGCACUGGGCCUCUCGGUGGUGGUUAGACGCAACAUGCGGGAAGAGGACUCACCGCUCCGGACUGCUCCCCCUGCGAAAAAGCGACAAAGAGGCCGCCUCCAUGCAACAUGCAGAUGAUCCUGGUUGCUGGCGGAUCGCUGCCGAAGCUCAGCAGCCAGGACGAGGAUGGGACGAACCCCCACACCCAAUACACAGGCGUCACACACUUCGAGCCCAUACCGCACGAUCAUGACUUUUGCGAGAGGGUCGUCAUCAACGUGAGCGGGCUACGGUUUGAGACACAGCUGCGUACGCUGAACCAAUUUCCGGACACGCUGCUCGGCGAUCCGACACGGCGGCUCCGAUACUUCGAUCCGCUGCGCAACGAAUACUUCUUCGAUCGCAACCGACCCUCCUUCGAUGCCAUACUCUAUUACUAUCAGAGCGGUGGCCGCCUACGCCGCCCGGUCAACGUCCCGCUCGAUGUCUUCUCCGAGGAGAUCAAGUUCUACGAGCUGGGCGAGAUGGCCACCAACAAGUUCAGGGAGGACGAGGGCUUCAUCAAGGAGGAGGAGAAGCCGCUGCCGUCGCACGAGUUUCAGAGGAAAAUCUGGCUGUUGUUCGAGUACCCGGAGAGCUCGCAAGGCGCCCGGGUGGUCGCCAUAAUCUCCGUGUUCGUGAUCCUCCUGUCGAUCGUGAUCUUCUGCCUGGAGACGCUGCCCGAGUUCAAGCACUACAAGGUCUUCAACACAACGACGAACGGCACGAAGAUCGAGGAGGACGAAGUGCCGGACAUCACGGACCCGUUCUUCCUAAUAGAGACUAUUUGUAUCAUCUGGUUCACGUUCGAGUUAUCAGUGCGCUUCCUCGCCUGCCCAAACAAAUUCAACUUCUUCCGUGACGUAAUGAACAUCAUUGAUAUCAUCGCGAUCAUUCCGUACUUCAUCACCCUCGCCACGGUGGUGGCCGAGGAGGAGGACACGCUGAACCUACCGAAGGCGCCGGUAAGCCCGCAGGACAAGAGCACGAACCAGGCGAUGUCCCUGGCGAUACUCAGGGUAAUCAGGCUGGUCAGGGUGUUCCGGAUAUUCAAGUUGUCCAGGCACAGUAAAGGCCUCCAGAUCCUCGGGCGGACUCUCAAGGCCUCCAUGAGGGAACUCGGGCUGCUCAUCUUUUUCCUCUUCAUCGGUGUGGUGCUAUUCUCGUCGGCGGUUUACUUCGCGGAGGCCGGCUCCGAGAAUUCGUUCUUCAAGUCCAUUCCGGACGCGUUCUGGUGGGCCGUUGUCACGAUGACGACCGUGGGCUAUGGUGACAUGACGCCCGUGGGAGUCUGGGGGAAGAUCGUGGGCUCGUUGUGCGCGAUCGCCGGUGUCCUAACGAUCGCCCUGCCUGUCCCCGUAAUCGUCUCCAAUUUCAACUACUUCUAUCAUCGUGAGACUGACCAGGAGGAGAUGCAGUCGCAGAACUUCAAUCACGUGACCAGCUGUCCAUAUCUUCCUGGCACUUUAGGUCUGAAGAAGAUCUCGAUGUCCGAGUCCUCGUCGGAUAUAAUGGAGCUGGAGGAGGGUACUCUGUUCACUCAUCCGGAGAUUACUAAGAAGUCAAAUUGCAACCCUCGCCACAAUAAUAAUAUCAAUCCAGCCUGCAUGAGCAUCGAGACUGACGUCUGACUACUAGUGAAGGAGACGGUGGCAGCGUGGUGGCCGUUGCUGGGCCAGUUGUUGAAAAGCAACUGCUGCUCCUUGCGGUGCCUGACGUAGGCCUCCUUCACACGUCGUCGUAGUCGUUAGCGGCUGGCGCCCAGCGUGUCGCCCGCCAGCCUGUCCAGCCAGGUCCAUCAGUACGAGGGGCGUCUCGGGGGUCAGGAUCGCGAUCAGGGAUUAACAGGGGAACCGCGAUCCUCCGAUCAGGUGCUUCUUCCAUCCGGGACGGGUUGCGAGAUACGGAAGAGAGGUGGGGUGGGCCCAGAGUGUGCGAGAGAGAGAGUGUGUGUGUGUGCGAGAGAAAGAAAGAGAGAGAGAAAGAGAGAGAGAGAGAGAUAGAGAGUGAGAGAACGGGGAAAACGAAUCUACCCCUGCUCUCGAAACGUGUUGUCACCUUCCCCACCAUCUCCUAAUGCAGAAAGCUUGCGCCCCAUGUAAGGACCCACGUGCGAACGAAGGGGACGGGAUAAUUCCUCGCUCGCGCGCGCGGGCGUGUGUGCGCGCGUGCGGCCCGAAACCCCACACCACCGACUCCAGUGUUCAAAACAAAAAAAAAAAUAUAAAAAAUAAACAAAUGACACCGAAGAAACAUCAUGGCGUCUUCGAACAGGCGCCGUCGUGUGUCCCCUCCCCUUGUCACUGCGGGCUCCUCCGGCUUCUGUUAGCGGACGAGUGAGACGGGAAAGGGGGGAGCCGGUAGGCGAUGGAAGCAACGGGGGAUCGUACCAGAUAAUACUAUAUUAAUUAUUAUUCGAUACAAUUAAUCGAGUACCGUACACGUAGGGCGAGGGUAAGUUAACAAACGUGCGUUUUACGAUUAAUCGCGAGUGCGGACGAGGACACUUGGAAGACGCUGAUUGUGGCGAACGGAGAACGACGGACAAGCUCGCGAAGAAAGCAUCAAGGACGAAGGACCGAAGGACAUUCACAGAGGCAGAGGAAGAGAGAGAGAGAGAGAGAAAGAGAGAAAGAGCGAGCGAGACAAAGAGAGAGACAAAGAACGUCUCGUGCGGCGGAAAGACUGUUCUGUUUCCUUUUCGUUCUUUUUUUUUUUUUAAAUCAAGGAUACCAAGUAAGCCAAUUUUCGUAUCUAAUUACCAUUAUACGGUACAUUAUUAAUGCGAGACGAUUGGGUAACGCGAUUCAUUUUUCCGACUUGUUACAUUCGCGCACCUGCACAUGUAAAUAUAUUUACACAAGUGCCGAUAAAGUGUUAAAGGUCGAAGUCGCGAAUGGCGUCUUGAUUACUUCAAGAUGAUAGGGAAACUAAUUUAUUGAUAACGUCCGUUCAUGAUGGUUAGAUAUCUGCGAAAAUGACGACGCAAGCGACUUCGAUGAUGUCGAUAUGGCUGCGAAAAUUAUUCUACUAAUGUCGGACUGCGCCCUCGCUGCUUGAAAUCGCUAAAAUUAUUUAAUGUAGCGUGGAAAAUAAUCUAGUUAUAACGAAAAAUCAAAGCAUUACUUAAACUAAUCGCCAUUUUUUAAGAGAAAUUGUUUAUCGACGUCCAAAUUACAGCACAACGUUACUGUUAUGAUUAAAAUCUCGUAUCGUAUGUACGAAUUGUCUGUUUACACUUAUACGAAACAUCCGAAACGGAAACGGGAAAUAGAAAUUAGUGUCCAGCAUUAAGUGACGAGGGUGUAUGUCCGUCCGGAUAGCGAAUUUAGAGAGGAUUCUCGAUAGAUCGAAUAUAAAGAUCGACGCCGGUGCGAGCGAUUGUAACGAUAAGAUGCGUCCGAAAAAUCAAAAUCCGAAGAUGUCUGCCGAUGGCGCGCGUUUACGCCCAAAUCACAUUCUCAGCCUUUCGAUGCGUACGGUUUGACAUUUCUGUCUUCGAUGUAUGCAAUAACGACUUCUCGAGCAUCGUGGGUGAUUGCUUGCACCAGGAGCAGAAUAAUGGAUGGUGACGAUUAGCAUGCAUAAGUAUGAAAGUACGCGUGUGUUAGAAAUAGCUCAUAUAUCGCGUUCUUCGUCUUUAUCGAAGCUCAAGGAUCAAAGGAAAUCACUGUGCGAUUCCUUACGGAACUAAAUUUUGAUUCUCGUCUCGAAGCUGCCAGAGGCAUCCCUUUGAUAACGGAGAAUAAAAACUCGAAACAAAAGUAAAAUGUCGGGGGAAAAAAAAAGCGUUACGAUAGCUGUUACGGCGUUCCUCUUCCUCUUCUGUGAAUAAAAUUUUUACGGUUUCUCAGUGUUCUAUAUAAAAGUGGUUUAUAACUUUAGAAAACGAUGUUUUAUGUUGCACGACGCGUUUAGAUGUUGACGAUAAAAGGAAGAUCUUGGGCUUUAAGUUAAACAGCGAGGAUAAUCCGUAUCAAAGAGGAAGAGGAAGGCACAUGGUAUCGAGACAAGCUUUAUUGUUCGAAGAACGAAUUGGCACGCCAAUCGAUCCUCGCACCUAAUCUUCCCAGAGAGACUUUACUAAAUCUCUUCGUCUCAAAGUUUCACCUCUUUUCCGUACGACGAAAGCACGUCGCAGAAUCGCCAAGACUGCCAUUACAUCGCUCUCGAUUUAUAUUGCGCCAAGGAGUUCACCCCAGGUAUAUCCUGCGGAGCCAAAUCGAUCCAAUCCGAUCUAUCCUCGAUGUGCUGAUUCGAUCUAAAUCCGACGAGAACCAAAGUCGAGUCGCGGAGCGUACUUUCGCUUGCGUUCACUUUCGCUAGGACUCAUGAUUACAAGAGGAAAGGAAUAUAUGUGUAAAAGAAAACGCAAGGUCCUCGUUCUACCUCCCAAAAGUUGCCGAUUUUCGAUCGUCGUUCGAUGGAGAGAGAGAGAGAGAAAAAAAAACGAAGCAGGGGUAAACCUUUUCAGUAUCCAUUCACCGUAUAUUGUGCGUUAGUUUUCAUCGGUUGGCAUAUGUUAAAGAUUUAAGCUUUGUUAUUAGUAAGAGCUAAUUAAAAAAUUUAUAAAGUGAUGGUUUUACUUAGAUCACUAUACUUAGUUUGGUACUGAAAGAGUUAACUGAUGCCGUUUAGAAUAAAAAAAAAAGGACGCAAGGACGUGUGAUUUAAAAAGCCGAUGCAUAAUGAAGAGACGAAACGAGAUGUAAGAGCAAGAAGCAAAUAAUUAGUCUGCCAAUAUUAAUGUAAAGAAUACAGAAGUAGUUGCCGAUAACACGUGAGAAAAUAGAUGUUAUUGAACGACAAAAUCCAACGGAAUAGUCCCAAUCUCAUUAUUGUCAAAUGUAAACGUGAGCAAAUAACGGAUAUUUAGAGAAGGCGUUUUAUUAGAAAAUAGACCACGAUCGAGAGGUCAGAUGUAUAGAGUAUCCUCCGCCUUUUAGGAUGGAAAUAGUUUCGCACCGUAAUUGGCUGGAGAAAAGGUGUGCUGACCGCAUUAUAUUCGCGAUAUAUCUACUCUGUAUUCGCUGUUCGAUGUAUCGUUCAUUGUUUGCUCGUAAUCGGCGACUGGCGACGCCAGUUUACGCUUCUUGUUCUUAUAUUUCAUUUUGUGUCGGCCGUUUUAAGCGUGUAAUCGAUUACACGGCAUACGAUGAAGCAAGCAACCGACCCAAAAGAAAAAAAAAAGAAAGAGAAAAUAAUUAAUUCGAUUUCAGUAGAUAAUCUUAGAAACGAUUUUAACAGACGGCUAAUCUCGUCUUUUAAUAAACACAAAUGUCGACGAUGGUGAAACUUUAGUCCAUGCUAUGAGAGAGACUGAUUGCGAGAAAGAGAGAGAAAGAGUGGAACAAAAGAAUGUGUGUGCGUGUGUGUGUGCGUAUGUGUAUGAAAGACAGCGGGAGAUAAUGAGAUAAAGGUAUAACGAGAUAUUAUUGAUACAAUAAUUACACGGAGGUUUACGUUACACGCUUUUAAUACAAUACUCGAACCUCUCGCCUCGCUGAUUUAGUCCGAGAAAAGAAGUAUAGAAGUAAUAAAAAAAAA